Messenger RNA from Candoia aspera, 1006 nucleotides. RefSeq names its product cilia and flagella associated protein 20 (gene CFAP20). The record is from RefSeq and is a predicted model, not a curated record. Gene Ontology annotation, biological process: cilium assembly; regulation of cilium beat frequency involved in ciliary motility; positive regulation of cell motility. Bases 20 to 601 code for a protein of 193 amino acids. The transcript has 7 exons. Lineage: Eukaryota; Metazoa; Chordata; Lepidosauria; Squamata; Candoiidae. Gene Ontology annotation, cellular component: motile cilium; ciliary basal body.
GAGCAGCCGCGGCCCCGGGAUGUUCAAGAACACGUUCCAGAGCGGCUUCCUGUCCAUCCUCUACAGCAUCGGGAGCAAACCGCUGCAGAUCUGGGACAAAAAGGUGCGGAACGGCCACAUCAAGAGAAUCACCGACAACGACAUCCAGUCGCUGGUGCUGGAGAUCGAGGGGACCAACGUCAGCACCACCUACAUCACGUGUCCCGCUGACCCGAAGAAGACGCUGGGGAUCAAGCUGCCCUUCUUGGUGAUGAUCAUCAAGAACCUGAAGAAGUACUUCACCUUCGAAGUGCAGGUGCUGGAUGAUAAAAACGUGCGCCGGCGGUUCCGUGCCAGUAACUACCAAAGCACCACCCGGGUGAAGCCUUUCAUCUGCACCAUGCCCAUGCGCCUGGAUGACGGCUGGAACCAGAUCCAGUUCAACCUGUCAGACUUCACUCGCCGGGCCUAUGGCACCAACUACAUUGAGACCCUGAGAGUCCAGAUCCAUGCAAACUGUCGCAUCCGCAGAAUUUACUUCUCUGACAGACUCUACUCUGAGGAUGAGCUUCCUGCUGAGUUCAAACUUUACAUUCCUGUCCAGAACAAGGCAAAGCAAUGAUGGCAUGAUGGGAAGCCCCCUGGCAGACACACUGUGAAGAUGCUGAUGGAAGAGUAUUUUUUUUUAAUUAGAAACAAAUGUAGGUGUGGAUUUCCUAGAGUAACUAUAUUUAAUAACAGUUGGUAUCUGUAAUGCUGGGACCAGACAAAACAAAGCAUAUCAUUGUUCCGUGUGAGAGAUGGUUUGGGCUCAACUUUGUAGUUGUGGGUCCCUCCUAGGGAAACCAUGAAUCGUGGAACUGAUUUGGCCAGCAAGUGGGCGGCUUUGUCGAAGCAGUUCUGAGACCCUUGCACCCUCGCAGAUGCCAGUGGUUUUUUUCUUUGCUCUGUCUCUGUGUAUGCCCUAAAUAUGUGUGAUCUACUCUUCUCCUGGAAGCUGCUAUUAAAUAUUUGAUUUUCUUUGUAA